This is a messenger RNA of Lathyrus oleraceus (garden pea), 825 nucleotides long. Its product is annotated as F-box protein CPR1-like. Lineage: Eukaryota; Viridiplantae; Streptophyta; Magnoliopsida; Fabales; Fabaceae. The record is from RefSeq and is a predicted model, not a curated record. Bases 1 to 825 code for a protein of 274 amino acids. The transcript is spliced from 2 exons.
AUGCUUCUAGAUAGGGUGACAAACAGGACUGGACCCGCGAAAAAAAUGGGAUAUGGUGGGGUGGACACAUUAGAAGGUUUAGUUGCAUUGUGGAAUCCUUCUAUUCGGAAAUUCAAGGAAUUACCCCCUUUUGAAACCCCUCAAAUUCUUACCAAGGUUUAUUCCACUUUCGGCUUCGGCUAUGAUCACGUUUCUCAUCAUUACAAAGUGGUUGUUCUUUACUAUACCGCAUUUAACUCAUUUAACUCGGUUGACACAACUAAAGUAAAAGUUCAUACUUUGGGUACCAAUGGUUGGAAAACCAUUGAGACCUUUCCUUUUGGUGCUGUGUUUGAUGAGCAAUCUGGAACAUAUGUAAGAGGUACCAUUCAUUGGAUUGCCUAUACUCAAUGGUGUCAGAAAGGUCCCCUCUUCAUUAUUUCUUUUGAUUUGGGAAAUGACUCUUGUCAAAAGCUUUUGCCUCCUCAUCAUGCAGACAUCAGUCCCGAUUACUUGAUAUUGUCUGUCUUGAGGGACUCCUUGUGCUUAAUUUCUCAUCAUCAUAUUUGGGUCAUGAAGGAAUAUGGAAUUCAUGAUUCUUGGACUAAAUUGUGCACUGUUUCAUACAUGCAAGAUCCUACUAAGUUUUAUAUCUUGUCCAAGGCAUUGUAUGUUUUUGACGAUGACAGACUGCUGCUAGAAACUCAUGAGGAAACUAAUGACAAUGAGGAAUGGAAAAGGAAUCUGGUUGUUUAUGAUCCAAAGAACGACACUUUUAAGGUUACCAUGUUUAAAAACAUCCUAUAUGUCUGUCUUGAAAGUUUGAUUUCACCCUGCUGUUCUUAA